Molecule: messenger RNA, 1309 nt
Organism: Talaromyces proteolyticus
Lineage: Eukaryota; Fungi; Ascomycota; Eurotiomycetes; Eurotiales; Trichocomaceae
Product: Phox homologous domain-containing protein
Exons: 2
Coding region: 482-1222 (246 amino acids)
Biological process (GO): retrograde transport, endosome to Golgi
Molecular function (GO): phosphatidylinositol-3-phosphate binding
Source: RefSeq, a predicted model, not a curated record
CUUUGAUUGAAAUCACCUCCUUAACGCUUGUGGAAUAUGGAUGUUUCUGAUAAAGCCGAACCGCUAACCAUACUAGACUAGCGCUAGAUCGUCCGGUAAAAAGCCCAGCCAACCAGACGCAGCAGUUGCUGCUAGCUUCCUGCUAGUCUUCCAUCCUUAUUAUCCUCAUAUCAUGUGCUGUGAAGCUAUCCCUUGCUGUUCCUUACACGAACCGUACCUAUUCACAGUAGUUGCUAAAGUAGAUAGCUAAAACUCAUCCUCAAUGUAUAGAAGAUGACAAUAACCACAAAGCUGCAAGCAUGAGCAUCAUGAAGGCUGUUCGGAUUAAGGCCGGCCUAAUAUCGAGCGGCCGCUACUAGCCGGCUCCACACCCCGUCGACCGUCUCUCCUUCAUCCUCUGCGCAAUCCGCAGAAUUAUUCCUGAAACGUGCGAACACCGCCUGUCCAACUCUUAUCCACGAUCUCCUUCUGAUGGAAUUGGAUGGAGCAUGCAAGCGAUGAGGAGAGGGGUUCUACUAAUCCCUCGGCGGUAGCUCUGCCAGCCGAGUCGGCCUCCCUCCCGAGCAGCUACACAGACGACGAAAGCCAGCAACGCCUCGAUCCAACCACCACUCUAAUCGCCGAGUCUCUUUCCACGGGCGUCAGCGUAUCCAACGGCACAGUCUUCCCUCCCGCCGCCGCAACGCUCGAACAAGCACUCUCACGCAAACCAGACCGGCCGAUCUCCGGCGUCGUCCCGCCAUAUUGGCGACACCAGCGAAAUUUCUCGCGCGCAUCGCUUGCAUCCGCAGACACAGCGCGCAGCUCGAAACCCGCGAUUACGCUUGAGGACCAUACUGACGACCCGGACUCGGCGACGACGCGGGGGCUGUGGGCGAAAAGCGUACGGAUUGAUGAGCAUGUCGUGGUGUCGGGGCGGACUGGGGUGGGGGCUUAUGUUGUGUGGAUGUGUAAUGUGCAGACCUUGGACGGCGGCCCCAUGAUGAUUCGGUUGCGAUACUCGCAAUUCGACGAACUCCGUGAUCUGCUGAGUCGCGCAUUUCCGCAUGCGAAGCACGCAUUACCCCCGCUGCCGCCGAAGAGCGCGCUGUUCAAGUUCAGGCCCAAAUUCCUCGAGGCCAGGAGGCUUGGUUUGCAGUACUUUCUCAACUGUGUGCUGUUGAAUCCAGAGUUUUCGGGGUCGCCAGUGCUGAAAGAUUAUUUGUUUUCGCAUAUUAAUUAAGUUGUCAGAUUGAUUAUCAGACCGGAUGGGUCUAUAUUUUUGUAAUAUAUAAUAGGACUUGCGAUAUCUGGACGAUUUACAAAACUA